Messenger RNA from Cylicocyclus nassatus, 225 nucleotides. NCBI's taxonomy places the organism in Eukaryota, Metazoa, Nematoda, Chromadorea, Rhabditida, Strongylidae. The record is from the annotation of a GenBank genome assembly.
AUGCGUGAUUUGCAGCGAGGGCGAAAACGUUCACGAGUAUCCCAUUCCACUCCAUGGACAAAGGACUACUUUGAUGUUCUAAGUCUCCAGUCGUGGGUGGUCUUUUCUCCUGUUCGACAGAACGGACCAAAACGGAGCGCUGUAUUAGACUCAUAUUUGACAUUUAUUCUUCUCCGUCUGGAAAUAGAAAUAUGGGCGGGAGAGGUAGCCCGCACUGGUUUUUAG